This is a messenger RNA of Drosophila elegans, 797 nucleotides long. Its product is annotated as mitochondrial import inner membrane translocase subunit Tim29. Bases 134 to 709 code for a protein of 191 amino acids. Gene Ontology annotation, cellular component: TIM22 mitochondrial import inner membrane insertion complex. The record is from RefSeq and is a predicted model, not a curated record. The transcript has a single exon. NCBI's taxonomy places the organism in Eukaryota, Metazoa, Arthropoda, Insecta, Diptera, Drosophilidae. Gene Ontology annotation, biological process: protein insertion into mitochondrial inner membrane.
UACGGUCACACUGGACCGAACCGAGCCGAGCCGAACAGCUGUUUUCCCGCACUGUCUAUUUGAUAACACUGGGAUUCCGAUUCCACCUGGCUUUCCUCCAAAUUGAUCACUGAAAAUCGAAACCCGCUGGGAGAUGCAGUUCCUCCGCGUGGGCGGUCGCAUAACGGCACUGCGCCAGAGGUUGGCCGACAGGGUUCAGAUGCCGGAGCGCUUCAAGGACACCGUCGUGGAGAAGUGGGUGCAGUACUGGAAGGGCCUGGUGCGCGACUACUCGGAGGUGGCGGUGGGCGUGGUGCGGGAGUCCUACACGAAGCCCAAGAAGGCGCUGCUCUACGGCACCGGCAUGCUGUUCCUGUACCAGGCGGGCCUCAACAAUCCCGGCGAGGAGGCCUUCAUGACCCUGCUAAGGCGGUCCACGAACCGCAUGAUCACCGUGCCCACCGAGCUCCAGAACCCCGACUCCGCCGAUUACCUGCUGACCCUGGAGCGGGCCAUCAACCAGAAGAAACUGCGACUCCUCUCGCUGGGCAUCUGCACGAUCCUGUGGGUGGAUCUGUACGACGAGGACGACUGCACAUACCCGGCCAUCUGCGAGUACACCAAAGUGGGGCUCCUCAACUUCCACGAGAGGAUCAUCGACGUGGGCUUCUGGAACCAGUACUGGCGCCUCGACUGGAAGAUGCGCAACUACGAUGUCAACUACCUGUGAUCCUCCAUAUUGACACCACUCGUUGUUAUUGAUACCAUGUUGUUCAACCAAGGGAAUACAAUAUAUGUAUGUUUUUAGUACAGGAAAA